GGCGACACUGUUGAAUUGACAUUUGACCGACUUCACUCUUCACUUCAGAGGUUUAUUUACAGAAAUAAAUAUGGCAAAAUUAUUAGGAUUAGAUAAAAUUGCCACGUUUUUUCGCAUUAUUCGCGCAAACGGUGGACCUUUCGGUUCCGUAAAGACAUUAUUCAGGACGGAUGAGCUCAAGGUUGGCACUUUAAUCGGGGAAGAUAAAUUUGGAAAUCGAUAUUAUGAGAAUAAUGCAUAUUUUGUAGGUCGUAAUAGAUGGGUGAUGUAUGCUGAUAAAGUUGGACUCAAUUAUGAUGGCUCGCAAGUCCCACCAGAGUGGUUUGGUUGGUUACAUUACAAAACAGAUUUGCCACCACAUAAAGAUCCAUCUCGACAAUACAAAUGGAUGUUAGAGCAUGAACCAAAUUUGAGUGGCACCAAUAAAGCUUAUAUGCCCUACAGCACUACGAGACCAAAGAUUGAACCUUGGCAGCCGCCACAGUAAAAAGUUUAAUGAACAAAAAAUGAAAAAUAAAGGUAGUUUAUUAUAAUAACGUAAUAAAUAUUGA
Nylanderia fulva is the source of this 551-nucleotide messenger RNA. RefSeq names its product NADH dehydrogenase (ubiquinone) B17.2 subunit (gene ND-B17.2). NCBI's taxonomy places the organism in Eukaryota, Metazoa, Arthropoda, Insecta, Hymenoptera, Formicidae. Gene Ontology annotation, cellular component: membrane; respiratory chain complex I. The record is from RefSeq and is a predicted model, not a curated record. Gene Ontology annotation, biological process: response to oxidative stress.